This is a messenger RNA of Octodon degus (degu), 3489 nucleotides long. RefSeq names its product nudix hydrolase 12 (gene Nudt12). Gene Ontology annotation, biological process: NADP+ catabolic process; NAD+ catabolic process. Bases 87 to 1475 code for a protein of 462 amino acids. The transcript is spliced from 7 exons. Lineage: Eukaryota; Metazoa; Chordata; Mammalia; Rodentia; Octodontidae. Gene Ontology annotation, molecular function: NADH pyrophosphatase activity; metal ion binding; protein binding. Gene Ontology annotation, cellular component: cytosol. The record is from RefSeq and is a predicted model, not a curated record.
AAGGCUGCUUCCGGCGCUGGGAAAAGCGCGAGUUGGCUUUCCUAGCUGGGUCCUGUUGGCGGCUGCUCUGGUCACACUGGGAAGAAAUGUCCUCUGGUAAAGGAAGCCCAAAACAGGAAAUGAUUUCUGAAUUUCUCAGUUCAGCUGCCGAAGGAAAUAUUGCCAGGUUAACAGGCAUGCUCAGUUUUUCUCCAUCUCUUCUCAAUGAAACGUCUGAGAAUGGCUGGACUGCUUUAAUGUACGCUGCGAGGAAUGGACACCCAGAUGUGGUCCAGUUCCUGCUUGAGAAAGGGUGUGAUAGAUCAGUUGUCAAUAAAUCAAAGCAAACUGCACUGGAUAUUGCUGUAUUUUGGGGUUAUAAGCAUAUAGCUAACUUACUAGCUAAUGCUAAAGGUGGGAAGAAGCCUUGGUUCCUAACCAAUGAAGUUGAAGAAUGUGAAAAUUAUUUUAGCAGAACACUCCUGGAUCGAAAAAGCGAAAAAAGAAGUAAUUCUGACUGGCUGCUAGCUAAAGAAAGCCAUCCAUCCACAGUUUAUAUUCUUUUCUCAGAUUUAAAUCCCUUGGUCACUCUAGGUGGCAGUAAAGAAAGUUUCCAACAACCGGAAGUCAGGCUUUGUCAGCUGCACUACUCAGAUAUAAAGGAGUACUUGGCUCAGCCUGAGAAGAUCACCUUGAUUUUCCUUGGAGUAGAGCUUGAAAUGCAAAAAAAGUCACAUAAUCAUGCUGGAGAAGUCCCAGAAGAAGAGGAGGAUGGGUUGGUUGCCUGGUUUGCUUUAGGUAUAGAUCUUCUUGCUGCUGAAGAAUUUAAGCAAAGACAUGAAAACUGUUAUUUUCUUCAUCCUCCAAUGCCAGCUCUUCUACAGUUGAAAGAAAAAGAAGCUGGAGUGGUAGCUCAAGCAAGAUCGGUUCUUGCCUGGCAUAGUCGAUACAAGUUCUGCCCGACCUGUGGAACUGCAACUAAAAUUGAAGAAGGGGGAUAUAAAAGAGUGUGUUUGAAAGAAGACUGCCCUAGUCUCCAGGGCGUCCACAACACAUCGUACCCCAGAGUUGAUCCAGUAGUAAUCAUGCAAGUCAUUCAUCCAGAUGGGACCAAAUGUCUUUUAGGCAGGCAGAAGAGAUUUCCCCCAGGCAUGUUUACUUGUCUUGCUGGAUUUGUUGAACCUGGGGAGACAAUAGAAGAUGCUGUUCGGAGAGAAGUAGAAGAGGAAAGUGGAGUCAAAGUUGGCCAUGUUCAGUAUGUCUCUUGUCAGCCAUGGCCAAUGCCCUCCUCCUUAAUGAUUGGUUGUUUAGCUGUGGCAGUGUCUACAGAAAUUAAAGUUGACAAGAAUGAAAUAGAGGAUGCCCACUGGUUCACGAGAGAACAGGUUGUGGAUGUUCUGAGCAGAGGGAAGCAGCAAGCAUUCUUCGUGCCCCCGAGCCGAGCGAUUGCACAUCAGUUAAUCAAGCACUGGGUUGGAAUGAACCCCAAUCUGUAAACUGAAGCAUUGGGCUUUGAGUAUUAUUGUUGCUCAUACUACUUUUCAAUUGAGAUUAGAAAUAUUUAGUGCCCUUCAGAAUAUCAUAACAUAAUAUGUCUUGUUGGGCUGUCAUAAUAUUUGCAAAGUGUUCAUGCCUUCAUUAACCACAGAAUUCACUUUUUUAUAAAUUUCAGCAUUGCCUCAGAUUUUGUUAAAUUUGAUUGAGACUUUCAAAUAUUUUGAUUGUGCAUCACAGUUUUAUCUUACAAACCAUAUUUCUGUUAGACAUCAUAUAAAGAGAUGUAUUCUAGAAUGUGAAUAAGCCUAAAUUUCAGGCCUCACUAAAAUUCCUUCUGUGAGAAGUGAAACAAAAUUUUAAUGAAUUUUGAGCUUAUAUUGAUAUUUAAUCAUUUCAUGACCACAAAGGUUCUUUAAGUUACUGAGAGCUGAUUUUUGCUCACUUUUCUGUCACAGCCCAAUGUAGCAUUUCUUCCUGGUUCUGUUACCCUACAGUGGUGCUGCAACAGUUUCGCUCUUAGCCUCAUUAGACCAAUGCUAAGCAUGUGCUGUACCAGCCAGUUCUGCCAGUGAUCUCACAUAUCGCAUUCAGAGGAGGAGACUAACAUGGAGCAUGCCACUGUGCCUGGACUUUCUUUAAAAGCUAAAAUUAAUCACUAUAUCUGUUUACUACUUAUGCCCAAAACUGUUAUUAAGAUAAAUCAAGAUUCUCUACUUUUUCACUUGAAAUUAUAUGUAUUUGAAAGGAAUUAUCCUCAAAAGUUAGAUAGUAAAUAAAUCCCAGAUUCGUUUACAUACUCAGUUAAAAUCAGGUUUAUUUCAUUUUGUAAUGAGGAAUGUAUCUGUGUUAGCAAAAUAAAUUACAUGAUCACUCCCAUCAACACUUAAAAUAUUCAACUCCAGCAUCUUGAUUUUGACUUUGAACAUGUUCUUAAGAAGGAAAUGAGUGCAUUUCACAGCUCAACCAGUAAGAUUCUAAAGGAAGUAUAGUUGUUCACAAUUAGCAGCUUAAAAAUAUAUAUUUUACAAGGCUAUUUUAAAAUUGUUUUAAAAGAUAUUUUAUAAAUAUACAAAUUUAUAUAAUUUAGCUUUAUACUAUUUUGUGGUAGAAUUGGAAGAGACUUUGAGAUACUAUAUGAAAUCCAUUGCUUAUAUUUUAUAGUUAAGUAAAAGGACAUCUUGGAAGAUCCAUUUCAUUAAUUAGUGAAAAUUAUAUCAGUAAUGAAUUGUAAUGGCCUGUAUACUAUGUAACCCAGGGCAAGAGUUUCCCUCUAACUGUAAUAAAAAGAUUUUACCAAAAAUAUAUGUGGAAUAAUUUAAGAAAAGGGACAAAAAGAAGGAUAAAUUCAGCUUAUCAAAUGCCGCUAAAUCUGUAGGUGUAAUACUUAAUAUUUAUCUUAGGAAGAUAAAACUUUGUUAGAUAAAACCUUUAAUAAUGAACAAUUUUUAAUAGUUAAUGGAGACUUACUGAUAUCAGAAUUUUAAACCAAAUUAAGAGUUGCACAGGACAUUUAUAGAUAUGAUAGUGACUAUAUAAUUUCAUGGAAAAUAAGGUGUUAUGGUUAUUAUGAAAUACAGUGACUUAUGGUUCACUUUUACUCCAAAUGUGCAUUUAAUCCUUGCAGAUUCUAACAUUUAAAAAAUGUUACAGUUGGAAAGUAAAGUGUCAAAAAAUACAGUUAUAAAUUUUGUUUCAGAUAUUUAAUCCUAUACUUGAGAAAGUCAGUAUCUAAGUCAAUUAUUGAUGUAGUAAUUAUGACUAAAUUGCUAACCUCCGACAGGUGAGUAGGUGCAUGCACCUAGAAGGGAAAGCCAGUUCCAAAACUGAUGAGGAUGUGUCAGGAAUGUGUUCUAAUGGAAACGAAUGUGACAUUAAAAUAUUUAUUUUCUGUUUUGUGUGUUUUCUGUUUUUUAAUGUUUUGGUAAGUUUUUUGUGACAAGUGUUAAAAGCCAAAUUUUAGUCAUUAUCUCCUAUUUAGAAGCGUGAUAAGGAUUAAAAAAUGUGAAAGCCUUC